AUGGCUUUUCUUUCAUCACUUGUUUCAGUUCGGGUCGUGUUUUAUGUGUUGCGGUUGUUGGUUGUGUGGGCUAUUCGCAAAGGAAAAUUCACAUCUCCGAAUUCAGUAUUACCUCAUGGCUUGCAAAUGUUAGACACACCUGCAUUAACAAGCGAGAAAGAUGAAAUUAAACGAACAUCCAUUCAAGCGCUUGAAAAAUUGGCCGGAUUAAAUAUUAAUUCGAAUGAUCCUAGCCACACAACAUUGUUGGUGGAAGAAAUCUUUCCAAAGCAAAAGACGAUUUUAAAAUCGUCACAAUUGAAAUGCAAAAAGUGUGGAUAUGAUCAAUUACACAAAGGACAAGUUCGUGAGUCUGGAGGACUACUUUCCAAGCUAUUUAAUAUUCAAAAUAGGAUGUUUAUUACUAUUACCUGCUCAAGAUGCAGUUUCACAGAAUAUUACGAAACCUCUCAAAGUGUCGUCUCUGAUGUUGUGGAAAUGAUGUUAAAAUAA
This is a messenger RNA of Naegleria lovaniensis, 492 nucleotides long. RefSeq lists its product as uncharacterized. NCBI's taxonomy places the organism in Eukaryota, Heterolobosea, Eutetramitea, Acrasida, Naegleriidae. The coding region runs from base 1 to 492 and encodes 163 amino acids. The transcript has 2 exons. The record is from RefSeq and is a predicted model, not a curated record.